GAUCCAAUCCCAUCGCUUCAAAGAUGGCGGCUCUUCAUUCUAUGGUGACGGCAUGGUGUCCGUUGUUGCGGGGCUUGCGUGCUUCUUGCAGUCUCGACUGCCGCAUCGCAGCCCUUCACAGCAGGAGUGUACCUGGCCAACCGCUCAGUGAGAAUGACGUAGUAUCAAGCAGCUUUGUGAACCGCAACCCACGCAACCUGGAGCAGAUGUUGCUGGCACACAAACACGGGGGCUUCGAGCUCGACAAACCCAGUUGUAGCUACUGGCACAAGCUGGUGUUUGAGAGCAGUGGGCAGAGUUUGAGCGGCUCUGUGGUGCACAUUGACGGCCGUGUGGUGCUGCGGGUGUCAAGCUCCGAGUGGGGCAUUCGGCGGCAACUAGUCAGCGCUACGGAUCGCAGUGCAGCUGCAGCCGUGGCAUGUGUGCUGGCCAGGCGCUGCCUCGAGGCUGGCCUCCUCUGCGUGCAAGUGCCCUCUGCUGACGAGCAAGGUUCCUCUUCCCUGCGGCUGCAAGCUUUCUUGGAUGGCAUGAAGGAGGGUGGCAUCCUGCUCACAGAAUCAUGGAGUCCUCACUGACUGCAUCAUGAAAUUGUUUUUGUUUAGAAAGUUGCACACUCUAGAUGUUUUGCAAUGAACAUGCAGUUAGUUUUAUGAUGGUACAUUGGCGAAAAUCCCGUGCUUACUAGUGCCAGCAGUUUGCAAGCUUUGUCCAUAUACUUGAAAUACUUGUCAUGGGAAAAUGCUGUUCUGGAUGCAAAUAAAAAAUGGCAUUUCUUUAAAA
Molecule: messenger RNA, 780 nt
Organism: Dermacentor andersoni
Lineage: Eukaryota; Metazoa; Arthropoda; Arachnida; Ixodida; Ixodidae
Gene: mRpL18
Product: mitochondrial ribosomal protein L18
Biological process (GO): translation
Cellular component (GO): mitochondrion; ribosome
Molecular function (GO): structural constituent of ribosome; 5S rRNA binding
Source: RefSeq, a predicted model, not a curated record